Messenger RNA from Aplosporella prunicola CBS 121167, 2735 nucleotides. RefSeq lists its product as uncharacterized. The transcript is spliced from 5 exons. Gene Ontology annotation, molecular function: DNA-binding transcription factor activity, RNA polymerase II-specific; zinc ion binding; DNA binding. The record is from RefSeq and is a predicted model, not a curated record. The coding region runs from base 1 to 2553 and encodes 850 amino acids. Gene Ontology annotation, biological process: DNA-templated transcription; regulation of DNA-templated transcription. NCBI's taxonomy places the organism in Eukaryota, Fungi, Ascomycota, Dothideomycetes, Botryosphaeriales, Aplosporellaceae. Gene Ontology annotation, cellular component: nucleus.
AUGUCGGCAACCCACGCCCAGACCGCGGCGAUCGAUCAGGCUUUCUUCAACGAUCUCUCGCGCCGGCCGCCCACGGAACACGAUGCCCAGCCGCAGCCCACCGAGGCGGCUGCGAACGCGCCCAGGCAGAAGCGCAUAGCCUGCGUGCUGUGUCGGAAGAGGAAGUUGAAAUGCGACGGCCAGAGACCCACCUGUGGCACCUGCAAAAGACUGUCGCACGAGUGCGCAUACGACGAGGUCAGGAAAAAGAGCGGGCCUAAGAGAGGAUACGUCAAAGCACUGGAAGCUCGUUUGCAGCAAGUCGAGACGCUCCUAAAGACUCACGAGUCCACCGAUUCGAACCAGAACGAGCCCGAGACGUCCAACAUCUUCUUGGGCGACGUCCAGAACCAUGAUAUGCAAACGGAUCCCGUUUCGAGCGCAGCUUCUAUGGCUGCCGACGCCUUUCUCUUUGGAUCGCCCGCCGAGCUUGCUGCCGCGCAGCACUCGAGCACUGGAGGCACCAACGCCAGCCCAGGAACAGACCCAUUUUCUUGGGAGAUGAUAGGCCUGGGCUUGGACGAGCCGCUUCCCGAUCGAGACGUCAUUGAAGAGUUGACCCGUGUAUAUUUUGAAAAGGUUCAUCCAUUCAUUCCUAUGAUCCACCGCCCGCGCUUCAUGGCAGCACUACACUUGGCUCCACACAUGCGCCCUCCCAUAUGUCUCAGAUACAUCAUGUGGUGCCUCGCAGCUUCUCUCACAGACAAAUACGAGGAACUCCAGGAUCAUUUCUACCGCCGAGCGAGGAAAUAUGUUCAAAUAGACGAGAUGAAGGGGCAUGGCGAGGCUAUCACUACCCUUGCCCAUUGUCAAACGUGGGUGCUCAUAACUUGCUACGAGUUCAAGUGCAUGUUCUUUCCAAGAGCGUGGUUGAGCACCGGAAGAGCCGUGCGGCUGGGUCAGAUGGGGAAUCUCCACAAGCUUGACGGCGCUGGACUCGAUGUCAAACAAGUACUCCUACCACCCAAGGAUUGGACUGAAAGAGAAGAGCGAAGGCGGACGUUUUGGAUGUGCUACAAUAUCGAUCGUUACGCCAGCAUCGGCACGGGCUGGCCCAUGACGAUAGACGAGAGAGACAUAACGACAAACCUCCCGGCCAGCGAGGAGGCCUUUGAGAAGAGCAAACCCAUGGCUACCCCGUCCUUGGACCAAGCUCUGGAGCCGAUGGGUUCUUCGGCCCUGUCGCCCACCGCUGGUGUGUGUGUGAUGGCGUACAUGUUCGGUCGCAACUUGACUCAUCUUCACCGCCCUACUUCUGAUGAGCGAGAGGACGACCUCAAUGGAAAUUUCUGGAAACGUCAUAGGGAGAUGGAUGACGCUUUGUUAAACAUCGCUCUUGGUCUGCCAGACGGCCUCAGACUGCCCGCCGGAAUUUCAGACCCUAAUGCUGUGUUCAUGAACAUGAACAUUCAUACUUCUACAAUUUGCCUUCAUCAGGCGGCUAUAUAUAAGGCGGAGAAGAGAAGGAUGCCUCCGCAUGUCUCAAACGAAAGCAAGCUCAGAUGCGCCACCGCUGCCGCUGAGAUAGCGGGCAUCAUGCGGCUCGUGAGCCACAUGGAUAUGGCUGCGAUGAACCCUUUCCUGUCCUUCUGCAUCUACGUCGCUGCGCGCGUCUUUGUGCAAUACUUGAAAACCCGUCCGGACGAUCAGCAAAUGCAAAGCCACCUGCGAUUUCUCCUUCAGGCGAUGCGUGCCCUCAAACGCAGAACACCUUUGUCAGGAUCCUUUUUGGUACAGCUCGAUUUGGAAUUGGAAGGCGCGGGGGUUCUGGCGAGCUUUGGAGGCAACAAGCCGAGCGGCCCAACCUCCAUCCCAGCCAACACUGACGCCGUCAACUGUAGCCCCAUAUUCGAGAUCCGCGAGUCACAGUCUGCAACUGCGCAAAUGAACACGUACGGCAACAGUGGUUUCUCAUCCAAUACGGCACCAAUGCCACCUGGACAGAAGCCUUUUAGCUUUCCGGCUAACAUGGAUGUGGAGACAUCGCCGUAUGGCUUCACACCUGGUUCAGGUUCAGGUUCAAGUGCUGCGAUGCAGCUUCCAAGCCGACAGAAAACUCCAAACACGAGCAGCUCAAGCCAGUUACACCCCGAGCAGGCGCACUUCCUCCCAAGGUCCAUGAGAGCAGAGAAUGACCAAUCGGACAUGGACGUUACUCCCGAAGGCAGCGGCGAGCAUGAUUCUUUGUCGUCUGGCACCUCGCAACGAGACACGUCGCGGCAUUCGUCAUACACGGUGCCGUCGGAGGGCAUGCCGACCGAGUCGUCGCAGCAACGAAGCUACUCGAUGAACCCCACGGGUCUGACACCGUCGGCCAUGUUCUCGUCGAUGGGCACGAGCACUGGCGACGAGUUUGGAGACAUGGCGGCGCAGUUCUACAACUCGGCUUCGGCGGUGCCCGGGUGGGACGUGAGCGGCGCGGGGAUGACGGGCUUGACGCCGCUCCCCGACAAUGGGUGGAUGCUGGAGGAGGGAGGGUGGGAAGGGUAUGUGUUUAGCAAGCAGAACGGGUGAAAGGGAUGGAGGCUGCCAGGUGGCCACAAAGGAGGGCGUUGGUUGAAGCGGCGCCACGGCGAGCAGGCAGCAGUAAUGUAGCCAUUGCGAUCUUCGGGAUUGGCUGUACGAUAGGCAUCUUCUGGUAGCGAUUCCAUCGGCAUAGGCCGCGUGUGCCGUAUCCAGUAUCCUGUAAUUUGGCG